AGUUCGGCGAAUUCUGGGGUCAUACAUUCGGUGUUUUACGGUACAGGGAGGUCUAUGGAAACGUGUCUGGUUGAAUUGAAGCCUGUUCUUCUGUGGAGAUUGCUGUGUACACAACUCGAAACCAUCAGUCCGAACUUCGCAGCUUGCUGUCAGCUCAGCCUUUGGCACCGCUCGUCUCAUUGCUUAGGCAACAGAAAACUAAAUCAGGAAUUGAAAUCAGGAAAAGAACUUCGUGCAGUCCAGUCAUCUAUGGGAUUAUUCUCAAGACACUCGCAUCUUGUGUGCGUCGCAAAUAUUUUGUAAACGUGACUUAAGCCCAACCCGUCUGAAGGUCACUAGCAGAACCUGGCACGCAGAAGAUAUUUGCCCUUUUUUUGUUGUGAUUCGCCGUCCUCACCUGCCUGUCGUGUUUGACGUAGACAGUCAUCAUAUUCAGGCUGUUGUGAAUAAAGGAUGCCGAGAGACAAGCUUGUGAUGGCGAGGGAGUAAGAUCCUGGCAUUGUGUCGGGAAGGAAGGAAUCCAAGUAGGGGGAGAGGGACGAGAGGACAGGGUCCACCUGCACAAGCGGCAGCGAGAAAGGGAGGAGGAGAGGGAGAGGAGGAGGAGGAGGAGGAGGAAGGGAGUGGCUAGACGGCUGGUGCAACUGAAAGACUGGAUGGUCCUCUCCAUCAGCUCCACCUGGUCUGGGCUGCCACAGAGAUGGCCUCCAACUUCAAUGAUAUAGUCAAGCAGGGCUACGUGCGCAUGCGGAGCAGGAAGCUCGGGAUCUACAGACGCUGCUGGCUUGUUUUUAAGAAAUCUUCCAGCAAAGGCCCAAGGCGACUGGAGAAAUACCCAGACGAGAAGUCAGCCUACAUCAGAGCAUGCCCGAAGGUAACCGAGAUAAGCAAUGUGAAGAACAUUACAAGACUUCCACGGGACACCAAGCGGCAGGCAGUGGCCAUCGUCUUCACCGAUGACACCUCCCGGACAUUCACCUGCGAGUCAGAGCUGGAAGCGGAGGAGUGGUUUAAGACUCUAUCAGUCGAGUGUCUGGGCACUCGUCUGAAUGACAUCAGUCUGGGGGAGCCCGACCUAUUGGCUGCUGGUGUUCAGUGCGAACACACAGAACGUUUCAACGUGUUCCUGCUGCCCUGUCCCAACCUGGACAUCUAUGGCGAGUGCAUGAUGCAAAUCACCCACGAGAAUAUCUACCUGUGGGACAUCCACAACCCCCGCACCAAACUGGUCACGUGGCCCCUGUGCUCACUGCGACGCUACGGGCGAGACGCUACCCGCUUCACCUUUGAGGCUGGCAGGAUGUGCGACAGUGGUGAGGGCCUCUACACAUUUCAGACCCGCGAGGGCGAGCAGAUCUACCAGCGGGUCCACUGCUCCACUCUGGCCAUCGCUGAGCAGCACAAGAAAGUUCUGAUGGAGAUGGAGAAGAAUAGGCUUCUGUCAAAAGGGUCAGAGACGGUCUCUUACCCCUGCACCCCCACGGCCAUCCUUCCCCGCAGUGCCUUCUGGCAUCAUAUCACAGGCAGCCAGGCAGACCCAGCCAAUGGAGACUCAUAUGGUGGAGGCCAUUCAGGAGGGGAUGACUCAGAUCUGUACUCUACUCGCCUCCCACAGGAGCGGCACUCGACUUUGCCCCUAAGCCACGGCAAACACCCACCUACCCCCUACCACUCUUACCCCAGCCAGUGAGAGGCUCCUUUCUGCGAGGUCUGCCCCCUCCAUGCCAUCGACUCGACAUUGUGUGUGCUAUACCCCUCUUAACCCUCAUCUCUUAUCAGGGCCAGGAUUAUCAAUGCCCUGUAUCCUCCACGGUACAGCAAUGAGGCCAGGGGGACAGACAGACUACGCACCCUAUAGUUGGAGAUACUUUGACGAGGACGACAUCCAAAUGACUUCAAACGACACAGCAGAGGUUGCCUUGUUCGUGGAACUACAGUUCCCAGAAGCCCUUAGUACGAUGGCAGACGGUUGCCAGGUUUCGUGCCUCUCACUCUAUGCACGCCCCAAUGGAUCAAGCAGCCAGGCUGUUUUAGGGGAAUGGAAAUUGCCUAUUGAGAGUGGCCUGACUGAGUCUCAUCUUGAGAAGGCUUUUAGUGGUCCUCAGCCUCCAAACUAAGGGCAAACUUCUAAUAAUCUAACCUCAUACCGGUUUUUUUUAGCAAUGUAGAGCAUUCCAGGUGACUUCCCAAACCCCAAGCCUCUGCUCUCUAGCAUGAUGUAACAAUGAUUGUGUCUCACUCAUUAAGCAGUUACACACAGCCAUGACCUCCGUCUUAGAUAGCCAUGCCCAUAUGGUUUUUCUCUACACAGAAGACACAUUGGGCUGAGGUCCAUCUCCAAAAAAGGUUCUUUAUCACAAAAGGAACUUUCACUUCUGUCAGUCUUAGCUAUUUUUUUACACUGAGCUGAUACAUUGGCUAGACUGCCUGAUCUUGUUGGAGUCUACACAGACAGAUACAUAGAUGACAGUGAACAGUGAUCUUGCCCUGUUGAAGAGCAAGACAUUUUUAUUUCCUGAACUUAGGGGACUCCUGUGUGCUAUGUUGCACCCCUAAAAACUCAAGAUGGUGUAAGAAGAUGAUGAUGACCUUGUGAAGGAAACCAGCCUCUCCAUCUUGGACGAGGUGAGGUCCUCCUGAGGGUUGUGAAUAUGAAGAUCAGCCAGUUUAAAGACAUUAAAGAGAUUAAAAAACAGCGAUGAACAGUUUUAAAGUUUUAGAUCAAAUAUCUUCCCUUUGUCAUCUCUCUUUCAGCUUGUCUUUUUGUUAAAGAGUCCUCUCUUCAAAGAUGGAGCUCUAGAACUGAUGUGAUUCUGAAAUUUGUCCCAUGCACAUGUUGUGAUUGGAAAUACUGAGAGGGGUGGAUCAGAUGGAUCUUUGGAUUUGAUUAAUAAGAUUUGUAAUUGGGUUAUGGGCCUUAUUAAUUAGAUAUCUUUUGUUUGCACUUCGUGAUAUGUUUUUUUAACUGUGUGUUUUUUAUUUAAAGCGAGGUAUAUCAAAUAUUUGUCCAUUCAAGGGGUCCUUACAUGCUCACACUAUGAGAAACUGGCUCUACUGAGGGUGAUGGACUGGUGUGUGAACAUCUGGUUUUAAGCUUUGAGCUUCAUGACCAAUCUCAAAUCAUCUUCUGAUGUGUUGAUGAAGACCCCCCAUACAAGAACCUUUUGUUUUAAGGUUUUUCACUCUGGUGAGGUACGGUGACAGAUAUCCAAGUGUCCUGCCUUACAGUUUAAACUCACUUCUCUCGAAGAUGCAGCCUUUUGCCUUGAGGCUGAAUUGAUACUGAUGUGGACAUUUCUCCACUGGAAACAUUAGCACUCCUUAAUGAUUGGAAAUCUUUCUAACAUUUCCAUGUAUGCUUCAGCUGUGUUUAUUUAUUACUAAAACUGGUCUGAAGAAUCACUCGACAACAUCUCACUCACAGCCAGCUAGAAUAUAAAACUGAUUGAUGAGAUGUAUUAGAAUUAUAUAUAAUUUACAGUUCCAGUCCAAUAAAUCAAAAGUAGACUAAUAAUUUCGAGUCUAUUUGAAUGUGUCAAGGAGUAAAACAUUGCUGUAACCAUGAUUCAGAGAGUAUACGGCUGGACUGGGUCAUGGUGGGGAAGACUUGUGUCUACAGCUAUUGCUUGUUACUUCAUGCUGGAACAUAUAAAUGCCUACUCUCACCCUCUCAUGCAGGAACACACUAAUAUACAUGCACACACACAUUUACCUUAUAUUAUUUGUGUUGUAUUAACAUAAAGAAGGGCUAAGUCUUUGUGCAUAUUUUUCCCCCUGUAUUUUUUGUUGACAUUUGCCUAUGUAUAUAGAAUAUGAUCUGAAUUGUUGCUGCCCUCUUGGGCCUCUGUAAAUAAUACUAUUUAUUUCACAUCAUGUGAUUGGUCAUGGCCAGUUCUAUUGAUUGUGUAUGUCAGUCUUUUUGUGUGUAUGUGUGUGUUUGUGUGUGUGUGAGUUCAGCUGCACAACUCUGGUAACAAGAAAGACCAUAUUUAAAGCUGAUGAAGUUGGCUGUUUUGACAUUCCCCAGUUGGAUUUUUAAAGUGAUCCGUUCUAACAGAUGUUCCUUGAUUUGAUUCUCUUAAUUGGACACAUGACUUAAAAUCUGUCUAAUGAAUUACUUGGGGUUUCAUGACAUAAAAGCCCCCUAUUACUGUCAAUCCCUCAUCAUCUGUCCUAUCACAGAGCUUAGUCAAAUGAGUAGCAACUGCCAGCCAACAUAUAUGUACCAAAUGUGCUGUCUGUAGGUCUUGUGUCCUGGGUCAUAUUCACAAUGCUGCUAUUUCUCAUUGCUACAGUAACGUGCUAUCAGGUACAAACUCCCCACUAUGAUCACAUAGUUUUGACUGACAUACCUUGUCUAUUUAAGUGAUACAGAUGAUUCAGAAUGAAACUGAUUGUGCAGUGUUAGGCACUUACACUUUGGGUUGUUAAGCUUCACUCACACAUUACUAGCCUGCAGUCACCAAGGGUGGGGUCUUUAAAAAGCACUGCUAAUAUCAUGGGCAAAAUCUGUUGGCCUCAUUCAGUAAGCUCAAUACUCCUCAGUUCAUCAGAAAAGGCAGGGUGAGAGCAGUGGAGACGAUACGGCUUAUCAGAGGGCAGUUACUGGUGGGGCUUGGUUCCAGAUUUUGCUAUGACCAUCUGAAUGUUCUCCUCUCAGACAUCUAGUGAGUGAACCACAGGAAUGACUGCACGAAUAUAUUAAACAAGUGGCACUGUCAUUGUAAAAACCAGACCUGUUUCUGUAUCAAUUUGUUCCUUUCCAUACAACCAUGUAGAAUACCGGUUCAGGUUUUGUUCAUGUGUCAAAAGUGGGAAGUUUAUUACUUUCUCUGCACCAAACCAGACUAGAGACUCAAACUACAGAUGAUUAUUUCUGCUUCGACCCAAACAGCCUCUGCAUAUGAAAUAAAUUAUGAAAGCUUAAUUUGGAAUAACUUUAUGUUUGACCUACAUUACAGUUCAAAAGCUACGUCUUUGUUUCUCUGCUGUCUUGAGAUGCAUUAAUGAGAGAGAUCCCUGCAAAAAAUUGCCUUUGAGAAACAGGUGUUGAAUGCAUAUUUGUCAGCGGGUCAAAUAAUCCAUUGCUGAGAACCUUAGUGUGCAAUGUAGUUCUGUUAGGAGCAUGUUGGAGACCCACCCACAUUGCAUGAAUUCCUUUCACAUAAUGCCAUGUGUGUUUAGUAAUGUUUGUGGUAAAACAUUUUGCAGUUUUUUCAAUAAAAAUGUUUUUACACAA
Clupea harengus (Atlantic herring) is the source of this 5239-nucleotide messenger RNA. RefSeq names its product docking protein 4 (gene dok4). Lineage: Eukaryota; Metazoa; Chordata; Actinopteri; Clupeiformes; Clupeidae. Gene Ontology annotation, biological process: cell surface receptor protein tyrosine kinase signaling pathway. The record is from RefSeq and is a predicted model, not a curated record. Gene Ontology annotation, cellular component: cytoplasm.